AUGGGUCAUCCACUACAUAACGGCUCUAGUCCCACUAACGGCAUAUCACAUGAUUCUGAACCCGGUCCCUCUAAUGGCCAUGCUUCAUCAUCGGUCGGACCAGGUUCAUUACCCCCUCAUGUCCUUAGUUCUAUACAGCAUGUUCAACCACCGGGUAAUCUAAUGUAUGAAGAUGACCGGAAUUGGCAGGACCAACAUGACACGAUCAUGACUGAAGAUGGGAAGGAAAGUACGGAUGAUGAGCUGGAAGAAGCGCAAGAUGGACUGAGUCACCAUGAAGCUAGAUCAAUAAGUAGGAAGAUGAUCCAGAGACCUGGUGUGGGAGGGGUCAAAAGGAUGCCGGUCGAAAGGGAAGAAGCGGUUAGGUUGAUUUUACAGGGGUUGAGAGAUAUAGGAUAUCAUCAAUCAGCAGAUGUUUUAGAACUGGAAUCGGGGUAUAAUCUGUCCACGACCCAGGCCAACGAUUUCCAAUCUGCAAUACUUGGUGGAAGGUGGUCAGAAGCCUUAGGUCUAUUACCUGAACUAGGUAUACCCAUAACACCAUCGCAAGAAGCAGAACCAGAAGCUGGAUCGUCAAGCAGUAGUAUCGCAUCGGGUAAGAUACCCAAGAUCAAGGGAACCAACAGUAUCUCAGAUCAGAUGAAGUUCUUGAUUUCUCAACAGAAAUAUCUCGAAUAUCUAGAGAUAGGUCAACAGAAAAAGGCUUUGGGUGUUUUGAGAGGUGAAUUGAAUAAAGUAGCGAAAGACCAAGAGGUUCUGCAUACUUUAUCGGGAUUCAUGAUGUGUCUUGAUAAAGAUGAUCUAUAUGAACGAGCUGUGUGGGACGGUGCGCAGGGGACAUCUCGUAGACAACUGUUGGAACAUCUACAAGCCUUCAUCUCGCCGCAGAUAAUGAUGCCUUCCCGUCGACUUGCUACCUUAUUUGAUCAAGCGAGGCGACAUCAACAACUGUCUUGUCUCUAUCACGAAGAACCCGAAUCAACAUCGCUAUAUACCGAUCACAAGUGUGAGAGCGGGGCGUUCCCAUCUGUCACUACGCAUGUCCUGGCAGAUCACUCAGACGAAGUAUGGAGGAUUGAAUGGAGUCCCGAUGGGAUGUACUUGGCCAGUUCAGGAAAGGACAAGACAGUUGUGAUCUGGCAGUUGAAGAUCACAUCAAAAGAAAGUGGAGGAUCCCAGUAUGGGAUCGUACCGUUCCAGCAUCUGAAAGAACAUACGGAUUCGGUAGAUGCGAUGGCUUGGUCGCCCGAUGGGAAGACGCUGGUGACUGGUGCCGAUAAGAAUAUAUAUGUCUGGGAUGUCAAGACCGGAGAACUACAACCCAAAUCAUCAUCUGGAUCUCAGCAUACUGAUACGAUCAGUGCAAUCCAGUGGUUACCUGAUGGAUCAGAAUUUGUGGUAGCUUCGAUGGAUUGUAAAGUUGCAUUUUACAGCCCGACUGGUAAUCUACUACGCCAGUGGUCUACAAAGGAUAGGCAACUAAACGAUUUCGUCAUCACACCUGAUGGGAAGCGGAUCAUAGCCAUCACGACUCUGCUCAAACGAGUCUCCCAUAACGACAAGCUAAGACAAUCAAUGUCAUCUCGUCCUUCAGAGGAAUCAGAGAUAAUUGAGUCCACAACUGCUAUCGGCCCUAAUGGAGGACCGAUGGUACCGUUCCAUUAUGCUACGAUGGAACAUUCCCUGAUGAUGAUCAGGAUAGCGGAUCAUAAUAUUAUCGAUUCCUCGCAAGAUCUAAGGUGUGAAACUACAAGUAUCAGACUAUCAAGUGACGGAAGGAGAGUCAUCGUUAGCUGUACACCUGAUGAAAUCCAAGUAUGGUCGAUAGAUCCUGGGUUCAGGUAUAUCCGAAAACACAGCGGACACGUACAGGGUCGAUAUUUGAUAAGAAGCGCUUUCGGUGCACCCAAAGAUCGUUUCGUCUUAUCUGGAAGUGAGGAUGGACACGUGUACGUCUGGCAGGGGACUGCACCUAAUCCGAUCGAGGUGCUUUCCGGUCAUGAGAAAGUGGUGAACGCUGUGGCGUGGAAUCCUGUAGCUGCGAGAAGGAUAUUCGCUAGUUGUAGUGACGAUCAUACGAUACGUAUAUGGCAGCCUCCAUUCAACUUUGAUGAAUCGAUCAACAUCGAAGAUAAUGGAAUUAUAGGAAGGGAUGAAGACGGGGAUGGAAUGAAAGUGGAAGAUGACCAAGAUGAAGAGGAGGAAGAAGGUAUGGUUCUGUAA
Kwoniella botswanensis is the source of this 2223-nucleotide messenger RNA. RefSeq lists its product as uncharacterized. NCBI's taxonomy places the organism in Eukaryota, Fungi, Basidiomycota, Tremellomycetes, Tremellales, Cryptococcaceae. The transcript is spliced from 11 exons. Bases 1 to 2223 code for a protein of 740 amino acids. The record is from RefSeq and is a predicted model, not a curated record. Gene Ontology annotation, cellular component: GID complex. Gene Ontology annotation, molecular function: protein binding. Gene Ontology annotation, biological process: proteasome-mediated ubiquitin-dependent protein catabolic process.